AUGUCCCUCCCGACCAUCCAGAACCCCUUCGCCCCGGCGCAACCGACCUUCGAGGACGAGAUGUGCUCGAUGUGCCCGUCCAUGACCUACCAGCAGCGCCUGAUCGGUUUUUGCAUUUGUUGUGGGUGCGGCUACGCUUUGUCUUUCAUGGGCACGCUCAUGUUACUAUCCAAGGACCCCUGGAAAAAACGAGUCACGAAUUUUGCAAUCCUAUAUGUUUUUGGCAACUUCAUCGCCAUCGCGGCGACGGGCUUUCUGAUUGGGCCACGACGGCAGUGCAAGAAGAUGUUUUCCAAAACUAGGAGAUUUGCCUGCAUCUUCUGGCUGCUCAUGCUCGUGGUCACGUUCGCGCUAGGUUUGUCGGGCGUCGACGUGGGCUGGGUUUUAUUAGCGUUGUUUAUUCAGGUCUGCGCGGGGAUCUGGUACUCGGCGUCGUACAUCCCGUACGGGCGGCGCAUGAUCAUCAAGCUGUUCCAGGGGACGUGCUUCGCGCCGUGCCCGCAGGCGUGCGACCCCGUGAUUAAACAUGCUACUUAG
Messenger RNA from Pelagomonas calceolata, 537 nucleotides. Lineage: Eukaryota; Pelagophyceae; Pelagomonadales; Pelagomonadaceae. The record is from the annotation of a GenBank genome assembly.